AAAAAUGUGGACGUAACUGUAACCACUACAGGGGACGGUCUCGCUCCCUCUCCCUCUCCCUCCAGUGGUGAAACUGUUUAGUAAAUCUGUGGCGUGUGUGUGCAUGUGUGUGUUUAGUAAGUUGUUGUGUUAUUGAGGAAUGGGUGAAAUGAAAAGAGCCACGGUCCGGGUCGCAGGCGGCAGUUUCUCAGCCGGUGUUAACGUUUUGUAGCCGACGUUCAUUGGCACUUGACGAACUUCACCACCAGCAGUAACUUUUAAACUGGUUUUGAGUUAUGACGUCGUCAGAGGGGAAAUAUGCAGACACUGUGCAGGACCCUCUGUUCAUUCGGGAGAGUGAGGAAGUGUACAGAAACCCCACUGAAGUGAAGAUGAGUCAGAUCGUGCUGCCAUGCCAUGCCAACCACUGUGGAGAGCUGAGUGUUGGACAGCUGCUGAAGUGGAUGGACUCCACAGCAUGCUUGUCUGCUGAGAGACACGCAGGGUGUUCCUGUAUCACUGCAUCUGUGGACGACAUCCAUUUUGAACACACCAUAGGGGUGGGAAAGGUAGUCAACAUCAUAGCCAAUGUCAACAGAGCCUUCACGUCCAGUAUGGAGGUGGGUAUAUUGGUGACUUGUGAGGACCUUUACACUGACAGGCAGUGGAAGGUUUGCCAUGCCUUUGCUACCUUUGUUGCCAGACGAACGGAAGCUGGAAAGGUACAGCUGAAGCAGGUGAUUCCUCGCACACAAAUGGAGCAGAUGGAGUACAGCCUGGCAGCAGAGCGGAGGAGGAUGAGGCUCAUCCAUGCUGAGAUCAUUACAGACCUACUAAACAGCAGCGCAGCUCAACUGGGAGAAUGCCAGGAGUAUCAGGACGCUGUGCCAGCCGAGCGGACACGAGUGGAGAGUGUGGAGCUGGUGCUACCUCCACAUGCCAACCACCAAGUCAGCACGUUUGGGGGCCAGAUCAUGGCCUGGAUGGAGAAUGUGGCUACAAUUGCAGCAAGUCGCUUGUGUAACGCUCACCCAACCCUGAGGACCAUAGACAUGUUCCAUUUUCGUGGCCCGUCUCAUAUUGGUGACCGACUGGUACUGAAAGCCAUUGUUAACAAUUCCUUUAAACAUAGCAUGGAAGUGGGAGUGUGUGCUGAGGCCUACCAGGGAGGAGAACCUCUGCGCCAUAUAAAUAGUGCUUUUAUGACCUUCGAGGUGCUGGACAGUGACAGGAAACCAAGCACAGUGCCACGGAUACGACCUGAGCCUGUGGAUGGAAAAAGACGUUAUCAGGAAGCUAUUGCCAGAAGGAAGAUUCGCCUUGAUAGGAAAUACAUUAUCUCCUGCAAGCAAACUCAAGUGCCUCUGUCUGUACCCUGGGAUCCAAGUAACCAGAUGUACCUGAGCUACAAUAAUGUAUCAGCGCUGAAACUAAUGGAUACCAGAAACAACUGGGUAUUAACUUCUGAGAAAAACAAGGUCAGACUGUACACACUGGAGGAAAACCACGUGCUGUGUUUCAAGGUGGAGAUGCACGUCAGCGUACCAGCAGAGCAGACGUUCCACCUACUGUCAGACCUGAGGAGGAGAAAGGAGUGGGACCGGCACUAUGAGGAGUGUGAGGUGAUCAACCAUGCAGAUGAGGAUGACACCCUUUAUCGCAUAGCUACACCGUCUGUCAGUAAAGGUGGCAAAUGCAAGGACUUUAUCUUGCUGGCAUCUAGGAGGAAGCCAUGUGAUGCCAGGGACCCAUAUCUGAUCGCUUUGCGCUCUGUCACUUUGCCCACUCACCCUCCUACUGAGGACUGCACCAGGGGAGAGGUGCUCUGUGCUGGCUUCACAAUCUGGGAAGAGUCCUGUACUGUCACCAAGGUUGGCCAAAUGAGAGGGGCACGCAGUUCUGCAUGCAUGCUUGCUAUGACUAUAUCACCUACUACAACCAGGCCACACCAGGUGUCCUCCCCUACAUCUCCACAGACAUCGCUGGCCUCUCAUCCAGCUUUUAUAGCGCCUUUUCUGCCUGUAGCCACUUCCUGGAGGCCAACAAGGACAGCCUGGCGGCUCUGCCACCCUCUGCACUGUGACACAACAGUGCUGCCAUGGCCUCCCUACAAGAGUAGGAGGGAUUAGGAUCAUCUCCCUGUCUUCAUCCUAUUUCACCUCUGUUGUGUGGAGGUGCUGUGCUCUUGAAGAAGCCAUAGCUGAAUGUAAGUGUCCCACCCUGAGAUUACAGACUUCUUUGCAUUGACUUUGUAGUUUGUUUGGGUUUUUUUCAAAUCUUUAACCCUAAGUUCUCACUGUAUGACUCAUUCUGAAAAUAAGAAAAAAAUCUCUUUAAACAGGAUAAAGAAAUACACUGUAUGUUUUUUUGUUUUUGUUUUUUUUAAGAACUUGCUACAUGUUUUUAGCAAGAUUAAUAGGUAUGAAGGAAAAAUGCACAAUUUUUCUGAGUCUGUCUUGGAUUUUAAGCCUGCACGUUUUAUUAGAGCUGCUAUAUUAUGGAAAACAUCUAUGCUAUAGUAAUUUAUAGAUCAAUGAAUCAUAUUUUGGUACAUAAGUGUUUAACACAAUCUAAACUAUCUAUUAUCUUGACACAGCCAUAUUUUUAAUGGUAUAGCCAGAAACUAACAUGAGGAUAAAACAAGUCUAUGCUGAGAUGUUUGAAUCGGCCUCUUUAGUUAUAGUUUAUUUUCUACCUCCUAAAUAAAGUUUUUAAACUAUUUGAUUAAGACUUAAAAUAAAAAUGAGCCAAGAUGUACUUUUAGUGUGUAACGAUGCUGUUUUAUUUUGAGACAAGUUGUAUAGUUUUAGAGGACAACUCUUGCACUGAUUGUAUAACAUGUUGACAUUCAAUGGCAUUUCACAGGACAAGCUGUUUUCUUGAUUGAACUGAAACAAUAAACACAAUAGACCAGUG
Molecule: messenger RNA, 2895 nt
Organism: Siniperca chuatsi (mandarin fish)
Lineage: Eukaryota; Metazoa; Chordata; Actinopteri; Centrarchiformes; Sinipercidae
Gene: acot11b
Product: acyl-CoA thioesterase 11b
Exons: 16
Coding region: 276-2108 (610 amino acids)
Cellular component (GO): extracellular exosome
Molecular function (GO): lipid binding; thiolester hydrolase activity
Source: RefSeq, a predicted model, not a curated record